ACAUAGACUCUGAGAACAGCAAGAUUAACUUCUGUUACAGCAAGAUGCCAGCAGGGGCAGAGAGGACCAAACUCCCCAGAACCUCUUCUAGAAUGUUGACCCGGUCUGGAGAGAAGCAUCACCAUCUGGAGAGGCAGAGGGAGGUGACUAGGACACUGGUCAUCAAGAGUUCUCCAGAWGAAUUUACACCUGAAAUUCAUGAUCAGGACAACAGGGGAGAGUACCGAUUCCUGUGCCCCCAUGCAGGUCUGUUCCAGUGCAGUAUAACAGGCCUGGUAUUUAGGAUGGAGGGAGAGGCAGAGGUGCUCUAUAUGACAGUCCCCUGGGACAGGAGGCUUCUAUCACAGAAUGGCAAGAAACCUGCAGGACCCCUGUUCAAGUUUACAUGCCUUAAGGGGUCUGUCAGUCAACUACACCUCCCACACUGUGAGAUUCAUUCUGAGGGUGGAUGUGACUUCCUGUCUGUAGCCCAUGUGACUGAUGAUGACAGUAUGGAGUUUCUCCAUCACCAUGAGACAAGAGAAACUCACGUCAUAUUAAACAUCACUCAAUUCAGCAAAUAUGGCAUCACCAAGGAUAAGGAAGCUCCUGUCUCUCCUAUCCGUGCUCUGGUGCUACUAUUUUACAAACUCCCAGAUGAUAACAAUAAUUCCACACUAAGUGUGUUGUUGCUGCCCAGAAAUGUUGACAUUGCAUGAGGUAAGUAGAUCCGAGUUAUAAAACUCGUCUUUGGUUGGAAUUCAAUCAAACUCGCACUGUUGACUCACCUUUUUCCACAGAAAAGCUUUUUUGGGGGUAAUGUAACUGUAAACAGGGAAUUGAAACUGUGGGGGGUUUCGCACGCAAACCCAAGAGAACAUCCUCAAGGUCAGAGGUGACAUUUGGCUCCAUUUUCAGGCAGUGCUACCUCAUUAUGACAGUGUGUUCCAAACCAUUUCCAAUCCUCUCAAGGUGUGUAAGACAAGGAGACAAGGAAUGGAGACCGAGAAAUCUACAUUGAAAUAAAUCCUAACUGUAGACUAACCCGGGACCAAGAAUACACCUCUCUCCACUGAUCUAACAGAUGAACAUCACAUAGAUCCAGAG
This is a messenger RNA of Salvelinus sp. IW2-2015, 1086 nucleotides long. The record is from RefSeq and is a predicted model, not a curated record. NCBI's taxonomy places the organism in Eukaryota, Metazoa, Chordata, Actinopteri, Salmoniformes, Salmonidae.